AUGACGGCCACGGGAAAAAUCGCAAAUAACGGGUUGCGGCUGUCCCAGCACCAUAGAAAUGUGGGUUAUGUGGCCAAAAGAGCAAAAAUUUGUAUACGAGAAAGGAGGCGUUGCUACAGAAUGGAUUUAUUCCCCGAAUUUUUCAAGGAUAAUAAUCGAGUUGGUGCAAAUACUAACGAGUUCGAGAAUACGAGUUCUGGCGUGUAUACUGACUCAAUUCUAGAUCUGUCUUUUAAAAAAACAAUGAUCUCGAAUGAAACAUCAGAUUCACAUAGUUCACUCGCGACAAUAAAAACAAACAGUUGCGACAGCCAAUUGUCAGAAUUCGAAAAUAAAAGUGCCGACGAGGUUCGAAACUUCAUGGUAACACCACCUUCUGAAUCGGACUCUCCAAAGAAGAUUAAAUCCGAGUUAAUUCAUAGUCAUCCGAACACGUCAGCAAAUAUCACAGGACAAAACGAAGAUUUACCUGAAGUCUUGCCACUGAAUAUUUCUAUUCCAGUUCCUAUUCCCAGCAUACUGCCAACACUGUUGAAUGCAAAUGAUGUCACAAUGGCCAACAGUCCUAUCUUAUCGAUGAAAAAUUGUAAUGAAAUCGCAUUACCUAAUUUAUCUGGAGAUGCCAAUAAAAAGCCAUCGAGGCCUUUUAAAGCUUAUCCAAAGGAUCCGCUAUCACUCACUGUCGGAACAGCUGAAUUGAUGUAUGAUCAAAAUUCCAAAGAAGCCUAUUCGCAAUUUCGGAUGCGAAUGCUGGAAUCGGUGAAAAAAUCGUACGAAGGGACGAAUACGAAAAUGCGGAGAACCACAAAAAGUCCUGUACUGCCAACGAGUACUGUUGAUGAAAAGAAUGCAGCGUACUUGGAAAAAAGGAGGAAAAAUAACGAAGCCGCGAAACGCUCGAGGGAUGCGCGAAGAGCCAAAGAAGACGAAAUUGCUAUCAGAGCAGCUUUUCUGGAACAGGAAAAUAUAAGAUUAAAGUACGAAGUUCUGGCACUUCGAAAGGAAAUAGCGAGACUUAGAUGUGUUUAGAUUAAUUGAUUUUGAAAUGCACUACAACAGUAAUCAUCGAUAUGUCUGUGGAGAAUGUAAAAAGUCUCUACCAAAUCCUAGGUUUUUAGAUAUUCAUAUUCAAGAAACUCAUGACAGCUUUUUCCAAAUUUUAUCUAUGAAACAACCAAUGUAUCAAUGUUACAUGUCGGAAUGUGAUUUGAAAUUCAUUAAUUCAACUGAGAGGAAGGAUCAUUGCAUUAAUGUACAUAAAUUUCCUAAGAAUUUUAGAUUUGACAAUACCGUACAGUACAUAAAACAUAAGUCAAAAGAUAAAAUGGAUAUUGAUGAACCAGAACCAAAGAAAAAGGAAUCCAAGAGAAUACAAUUGAAUAAAAAUCAAAAAUGUAAAAUGUUUACUGCUGUGGCAAAGACUGCAACAUUACCAAAUGCUACGAUUCAUGAAGAUACAUUAAAUCCUAGGACAGGAACAACUUCGUUACAUUUUAUUCCUAGACAAAUACAAAACUCGUAUACAAAAGCACUUACUAAAAAUCAAUUCAAUGAGAAAAAUGUAUUGGAAACAGGAUGUAUGAUGGAUUUGUCUGAUACAUUAUCAGAAUGUAUGUCUGACAAUAAAAGCAUUUCAUGAUAAAUAUAUUUUCA
This is a messenger RNA of Heterotrigona itama, 1653 nucleotides long. The record is from the annotation of a GenBank genome assembly. Lineage: Eukaryota; Metazoa; Arthropoda; Insecta; Hymenoptera; Apidae.